Molecule: messenger RNA, 2877 nt
Organism: Komagataella phaffii GS115
Lineage: Eukaryota; Fungi; Ascomycota; Pichiomycetes; Pichiales; Pichiaceae
Product: Catalytic component of the exosome, involved in RNA processing and degradation
Exons: 1
Coding region: 1-2877 (958 amino acids)
Biological process (GO): rRNA catabolic process
Cellular component (GO): nuclear exosome (RNase complex); cytoplasmic exosome (RNase complex)
Molecular function (GO): RNA binding; endonuclease activity; 3'-5'-RNA exonuclease activity
Source: RefSeq, a predicted model, not a curated record
AUGCCGCCUUCCACUAAAAGGCUGAAUAAUGGACUAUCAGUCACUACAAAAGUGUUUGUACGGUCCCGAAAUGGAGGUGCAACAAAAAUUGUAAGGGAGCAUUAUUUACGAGAUGAUGUCGCAUGCUACUCCAAGCUCUGUGACCAAUGUGAAUAUUCCCUUGAAACCACUCCAGUGUUAAGCCAUGUGCCCUUUUCCACUGCCAAAUUAACCAAACAUUAUCUUAUAUUGGACACUAAUAUUGUACUUAACGCCAUAGACUUACUGGAAGGUUCUCAGGCUUUGUUUGAUGUCAUUAUUCCUCAAACGGUGUUGGAAGAAGUAAGAAACAGAAGUUACCCGAUAUACACUAGGCUGCGAGGAUUGUCCAAGGCUGAUGCCAAAAGGUUAAUUGUCUUUCACAACGAAUUUUGCAAGAAUACUUUUGUGGCUAGGCAGAAAGGCGAAACUAUUAACGAUUACAAUGAUCGAUUGAUUAGAAAAGUUGGUGAGUAUUAUAACUCACAUCUUUCAAACUACGGUGUUAAAGUAUUUCUGCUUACCGAUGACAAAGACAACCUCAAAAAAUGUAAAGACGAACAUAUUCUUGCAUUAUCUCUCAGAGAAUAUUUAGGACAGUUGCCCAAUUCCGAGGAUUUGUUGGACACUUUGCCAUCUGCCCAGGAUGAUCUUCAGGUUGCUGAAUUCAAAUAUGCUGAAUACUACUCACAAUCGAGACUUAUUGCUGGUGUUAAGAGUAGUGUUUUAUUUCAGGGACCAAUGAACGUGUCAUCAUACGAUAUAUUUGAAGGAACAAUAAACUUGCCGUCAAUUUUUCCUAAGCCGAUACUUGUUAGAGGUCGUCAGAAUAUGAAUCGUGCGACAAAUGGUGACUUGGUAGUUGUAGAAUUGCUUCCCAAGUCACAAUGGGUUGCACCUUCCAAUGAUAUCGUUGACGAGACAACCUUAGGAAAUGCCGAUAAUGAAGACAAUGACCUGAUAAUUUCUGACCAAGAGCGAAGAUUACUAAACAAAGAAGCUCGUAGAGCACAAAUGGAAGACGAAUCUAAGUUACAGCCCAGCGCAAAAGUGGUUGGGGUCAUUAGAAGAAGAUGGAGACUAUUUACAGGACAAUUGAGUCCCAAUACCAUUACUACCAAUACAAAUGCAUUGAAUUCUUGCUUGGUUACAUUAUCUGAGAAAUCUAUGCCUGCCGUCAGAAUCAAAACAAGAAAAGCCAAUGAUUUGCUCAAUAUGAGGAUUGUCGUGGCAAUUGAUGAUUGGCCUGGAACCUCAAAGCAUCCAGAAGGUCAUUUUGUUAGAACGCUUGGCCCUAUAGAGGAUAAAGACACAGAACAGGAGGCUUUACUACUCGAACACGAUGUUGAAUAUAGACCAUUUAGUAAAAACGUUCUAGACUGUCUGCCAAAGGAAGGUCAUGAAUGGAUUGUUCCAGUGGAUUUAAGUUCUGAUGAGCAGUUGAAAAAGAGACGUGAUUUGAGAGAUAAACUUGUUUGCUCGAUCGAUCCGCCAGGAUGUGUCGAUAUCGAUGACGCGUUACAUGCCAGAAAGCUUCCUAAUGGAAAUUUUGAAGUUGGAGUGCAUAUUGCUGAUGUCACACACUUUGUCAAACCUGCUACUGCACUCGACCAAGAAGGUGCUUCAAGAAGUACGUCUGUUUACUUAGUCGACAAACGUAUAGACAUGUUACCCACACUGCUAGGUACUGAUUUAUGUUCCUUGAAGCCAUAUGUUGAUAGGUUUUCCUUCUCUGUAAUAUGGGAAUUGGACGAAGAUGCAAACAUAAUCAAUGUUGAUUUCAUGAAAUCCAUCAUCAAAUCGAGGGAAGCAUUUAGUUAUCAAGAUGCUCAAGAUAGAAUUGACGAUUCUUCCAAUAACGAUGAAUUAACUCAAGGCAUGCGAAGUCUACUAGCACUUUCCAAGAAAUUGAAGAAGAAGAGAAUGGAUGCUGGUGCUUUGAAUCUUUCGUCACCAGAGGUUAAGGUUCAUAUGGAUAGUGAAACGUCUGAUCCUGGGGAAGUUGAAAUUAAAAAACUAUUGGACACUAAUUCACUGGUUGAAGAAUUUAUGUUGCUAGCUAACAUUUCAGUAGCUAGAAAAAUCUAUGACGCUUUUCCACAAAUUGCGAUGCUGAGAAGGCAUGCUCCCCCUCCUUCUACAAACUUUGAAGCGUUGAACGAAAUGUUACAUAUUAGGAAAGGUAUGACCAUUUCAGUGGAGAACUCUAGGGCAUUAUCUGAUUCGUUGGAUCGAUGUGUUGAUAAGAACGAUGAAUAUUUCAAUACCCUUGUUAGAAUUAUGGCCACCAGAUGUAUGAUGGCAGCUGAGUAUUUUGUUAGUGGAAACUUUUCGUACCAAGAAUUCAAGCAUUAUGGCCUUGCUGCAGACAUUUACACUCACUUCACUUCUCCGAUCCGUCGUUACUGUGAUGUAUUGGCUCAUCGUCAGCUUGCUGCUGCCAUAGGGUACGAACCGUUGCAUCCUAUUCAAAGGGACAAAACUAAGAUGGACCUUAUUGUUAAGAACAUGAACAGGCGCCAUAGAAAUGCACAGUUUGCAGGAAGAGCCAGUAUCGAAUAUUAUGUUGGGCAGGUUAUCAAAAACACAGAAAGUUCUCAGGAAGGUUAUAUCAUCAAAGUUUUCACUAACGGUAUCGUCGUUCUCGUGCCAAAUUUUGGUGUAGAAAGCUUGAUAAAGUUGGAAGAUAUGGGUGAUGAAAGCAGUGGAUUGUUUGAUGAAAAAGAGUUUAAACUUUCAUUUAAUGAUAAAAUCGGCAAUAAAAGAGAAUUGCAUGUGUUUGACAAAGUGACAGUUUAUAUGAAGUCAGUUCUUAACGAGAUGACUGGUAAACGUAAAGCAGUCUUUUUGCUUAAAUAG